ACUAGAACCGCAGUGUUUUUUUUUAAUUCCCACACCCGGCAUGUAAAUACUAAUUUGUUGCGCUUAGCGUAGAUAGCCCCGCGUUUGGUUUCAUGUUAGGAACGGCUGGUUUAGAUGCGCCCGUCCUCUGCAGAGCUUUAUUAGUGGGAAGCUGACCUGAGGCGCGUCUUGAUGUGAGUGUAAUGUAACUGGCUGAGAUGCUGCCCACCGCUUCAGACCUGCUCUUCUUUUCUUUCGCUCUUCUGCUACUGUGUCAAGUCUCCGAUGCAAAAAGGGAUUUAAAAAGCGCCUGCUCCACCUGCAAGAGGAUUACAGAGAACUUCGACAAGGGCUUUGAGAGAACAGCAAAGCAGAACUUUGGAGGAGGAAACACAGCCUGGGAGGAGAGGAAACUGUCUAAAUAUGAGACGAGUGAGAUCCGGUUGAUGGAGAUCAUAGAAGGGCUGUGUGACAGCAGCAGCUUCGAAUGCAACCAGAUGUUAGAAGAACAUGAAGAGCACUUUGAAACCUGGUGGUUCAAGCGGAAAACAAAACAUCCCGAUUUGCAUAAAUGGUUCUGCAUUGAAACUAUCAGCGUGUGCUGUCCGAAGGGAACCUUUGGACCCGACUGCAACGCCUGCCUCGGGGGCUCCGAGAGGCCGUGUCACGGGAACGGAGCGUGCGACGGUGACGGGACUCGAGGAGGAAACGGCAAAUGCAGCUGCGACAAAGGUUACAAAGGAGAGUUCUGCCUCGACUGCAUCGACGGUUACUUCAACGCAGUGAGGAACGACACCUUCUCCCUGUGCACGGAGUGUGACGCCUCUUGCAAGACUUGCACUGGAGCAACCAAUCAGGACUGUGAUGAGUGCAAGGAAGGCUGGGAGGAGGAUGACCAAGAGUCUUGCAUUGAUGUGGACGAGUGUGCCAAAGGUUCAUCUACGUGUAAAGAAGAUCAGUAUUGCCUUAACACAGAGGGGUCGUACUCCUGCAAGGACUGCGACAAAGUUUGCUCCGGCUGCACUGGAGCCGGUCCUGAUAAGUGCCAGUCCUGUGCCAGUGGCUACCAAGACACCGAGGGCACCUGCACAGACAUUGAUGAAUGCUCCCAGCCAGAGCUGGCGUGCACGAAGGAGCACCAGGAGUGUGUCAACACGAAAGGCAGCUUUUCCUGCAUCUGCUCCAUCGGCUAUGAGGAACUGGACGGCGAGUGUGUCGAAACGCCUCAGAAGGAUGAAGCUGAGAACUCAGAGCCGCGCGUCGAGCUUUGACGUCAGAACUUGGGCCGUCGCAUUUUGAACCGUCGACAAUUUCUGCACAUCUGAAGCCCGUCGUUGUUUUUAAUACUGUUGACUACAUGCACUUAAUGAACCAGCUGCUCCUAGAAAGAACACAAGUCACCAGAACGCUGCUUUUCUGCAGUGAAUCGUGGAUUAAAGGACAAAGAGAGACAUUUUAUGCCUCGGUACGCUGGACGCUGUUUUUCUCUGGUCUGCUCAAACCACUUGUUGUCUUUGUUUGUGGGAUCAUUUUAAAAAUCCAAAUGUGUUUCAAUAAAGUUGAAUUCUGAUAAAUU
This is a messenger RNA of Salarias fasciatus (jewelled blenny), 1555 nucleotides long. RefSeq names its product CRELD disulfide isomerase 2 (gene creld2). The record is from RefSeq and is a predicted model, not a curated record. Gene Ontology annotation, molecular function: calcium ion binding. The transcript is spliced from 10 exons. Bases 198 to 1250 code for a protein of 350 amino acids. NCBI's taxonomy places the organism in Eukaryota, Metazoa, Chordata, Actinopteri, Blenniiformes, Blenniidae.